CACUCUCUCUCUCUCUCUCUCUCUCUCUCUCUCUCUCUCUCUCUCUCUCUCUCUCUCAGUGUGUGCCGCAGUAAGCCAUCGUCGUCUGAGAAAUGAGAGACCGGUACUUUAAGAAUUUCAUGCGAGACCUCGAAGAAGAAACGUCAACAGUAGAUGGAGAUAAUGAACGAAGCGAGGUUAUUGCAAAAGAGUCUCAAGAUUUUAUCUUGAACCUUCUUAAAUUUCGUGCCUCCCCUCUCCGUAGCAAAUUCAGACAAUCCGCCCUAUAUCAGAAAUACUCUGUUGUGAGGGGUACAUGGCGGACCCAAGAAAGAAGAAUACUCGUCAACUGUAAUCUUUAUGAUGAUACUCCGGGGACUGCUUUCUUGCUCUUGAAAAGUUUUCUAGUGACUCGCAAAAUGGAUGAUCUCAACACCUCUGCUGACAUCAUCAAAGCUUGCUACUCUGCUUCUGAAUACUAUAGGAGUAUAACCUUUCUACGUGGAACUGCUGGAAUUUGUGCUCUUGGUGCUGUUGUGUCAAUGUACCAAGGAAAUACACAGAUGAUUGAACGCUAUAUGACCCGAUUCAAAAAGAUUGAAGUAAAGGACUAUAGGCGAGAUGGAAUCUUACACGGGAGAGCUGGACACUUAUGGGCAUGUCUGUUCUUGAAUAAGCACUUCCUUGAUGGAGUCAUUCCUUCAUCCUACACUAAUAGAUUAGUGAAUAAGAUGAUUGAAAAUGGAAGAAGUUUGGGCGCUGGAACAAGAUGCCCUUUGAUGUAUACAUAUUUUGGCACUAAACAUUAUGGUGCUGCUGAUGGUUUAGCUGGGAUUUUGCAUGUUUUGAUGCAUUUUGAUUUGACUCCUGAUGUACAAGAGGAUGUGAAAAAGAGCCUUAAGUACUUGAUUAAUACUAGAUUCCCUAGUGGGAACUAUCCCUCUAAAGAAGAUAAUCAGGAGGAUAUUUUGGUCCAAUGGUGUCAAGGAGCAUCUGGAAUGGCUCUCACCCUUGUCAAAGCUGCUGAGGUUUUUGGAGAUAAGGAGUUUGUGGAUGCAGCAAUGGAGGCUGGAGAAGUUGUGUGGAAACGUGGGUUAUUGAAAAGAGUUGGACUUUGUCAUGGGAUUAGUGGGAAUACUUAUGUUUUUUUGGCACUUUAUAGGUUGACAAAAAAUGAGGAGAUGUUGAAAAGGGCCAAGUUGUUUGCUUGUUUUUUACUUGGUAGAGGAGUGAAGCUUAUGAGGAAAAAGAAGAUGCAUAAAGGUGAUCAUCCGUUUUCCUUGUUUGAAGGAGUUGGAGGCAUGGCGUAUCUUUUCUUUGAUAUGAUGAAUCCUGAUGAAGCUAGAUUCCCUGGUUAUGAACUUUGAAAAUGUGUAAAAGUGUUGGAGAAUUGUAAAGAAGAGAUGAAUAUGAGAGGGUUUGUAAGUAAUUGUACAUGAUCUUUUGAAUGAAUAUGGG
Molecule: messenger RNA, 1437 nt
Organism: Lactuca saligna
Lineage: Eukaryota; Viridiplantae; Streptophyta; Magnoliopsida; Asterales; Asteraceae
Source: the annotation of a GenBank genome assembly